Lagopus muta (rock ptarmigan) is the source of this 2046-nucleotide messenger RNA. Its product is annotated as translation initiation factor IF-2-like. NCBI's taxonomy places the organism in Eukaryota, Metazoa, Chordata, Aves, Galliformes, Phasianidae. The transcript has 2 exons. The coding region runs from base 1129 to 2046 and encodes 305 amino acids. The record is from RefSeq and is a predicted model, not a curated record.
AAAAAGCCCUGAAAGCUAACACCAGGUAGCCCAUUUCUUCUAUACACUUAACUUCAUUCCUAAGCAAAAGAAUUUAGAGAAAAUGCUUGCAUAAAUUAGACUUGUACUGUGAAUUUUAGUAUUCCCACUUUGCAGGUGAAGAGUGGGAAAAGAAGGGAUGGAAAAUAAUUUUCUUUAACAGGUAUCAAUAUUGCUUGCAAACCUAAAUAAUUCUUCCCCUAUCAAAAAAAAAAAAAAAAAAUCAUUAAUUUCUAGCUCUUACUUUGUGUUUAAAAAUUUUGGUGCUAGCCUGAAACUGCUGUACCCUCACUCACCUAACAGACAGAUCUCAUUUCUUCUUUGAUGUCAUCCAUGCCAAUCACGCUUAUUCACGUUUAUACACUGUUUUCCCUCUAGAAUACAUCACUAAUUUAAACAGGCAAGACUAAUCAGAAGCUUCAAGAACUUUUAUUUCCUGGUAGCAUCUUGAUAUUAAUAAGUAUAAUAUAACGAUCACACACGGCUACUCUUCUUCAGAUAUCCUCCAUCCUAAUUUCUACAUGCAUCACUCGGUGAAAUCAGGCUCUCCCUUUUACAACAUAGAGAGCUAGUUAGACUUUAUCUAAAAAAUAUCUUGUAUUUUGCUUACAGUAUCCUUGAUACUUUGCUAAUGAGUUCUGUAAUAUGCCCAAGGAUUCAUAAGGCACACUUGUGUAGUGGAAAUACUAAGUCACAGCCCAAACCAGUGAUUGAGCACCUGGUGGAAGGCAGGGCCAACCAGGGGAGCUCAGCUGUAUGCAGUGCCCCUGAGAGAGCAGAAGGAUUGGAGCCAGAAUCCAGCCCUUCCCAGAUCUCAUAUAAGGGUGGGCAGUGGAGGUGACAGCAUCUCUUGCUGGAGAUCCUUGUCUACCUAAGGCCCUCCAAAGAAUUGAACCUGCAGUUCUGCAUUGAACAGACCACGCUGGGCCCGCGGCCGCACAGCGAUGCACUGAAAUGAACUCAGCAAGCACGAGCGCUCGCAUGAAGAUGCACCUACAGAAAAUACCUCAACUUGUACGAGCCUGGCAGGAACGGCACAGGCGAAAACAGUUUUAAUUACUUCCACGCAGCGUUUUGCAUGAGCUCGAUUAGCCCAGUGCAACGUCUGAAAUGAGGGUGGAACGCGCGUGUGCGUACAGAGCGGGCAGCAAAAGCGCUCACGAACAGGUGGAACAACACGCAGGCAGGAAACCGAGAAUCGCAGCGGGUGCCGCCGAGGGAAGAGGCACCGCUUCCUCACGGGCUCUGCCCUCGAGGCUCUCAGAGCUGCCUCUGGGGACUAAGCGGGCACUGCCGGCCUCCGAACUCACCCGGCCCCCGCACGCUGUCGCUCAGCCCAUUUACGCUUCGGAGAACCGCGUUCGCCGCCCCCGCUCGCCGCAACCUGCCGGCCCGCCGCUCCGGCUCCCAGGGCGGCGCGUGGUUGCUUGCCUUGUGGCCGCGAGGCAGCCGGGCUCGGGACGGCCACGAACGGCCGGGGGGUUUCGGCUGCCCUCGGCAGCGGUGGGACUGAGCCCCAGAGACCCUCAGCACCAGGGUUUUGCCAUGCACCGCCCUCCCCGAGCCAUCGCUGAGGGAAACAACGGGACUCUGGGAACCGUAGAUUCACAGGAGGAGGAAACGCAGGGAGCCGGGGACUUGAGGGGCGCGUUGCUGAGAGGAGCGCGCCGCACGCGCCCGCCCCGCCCGCACGCCCCUCGCGCGCGCCCCUCGCACCCGCCCCGCCCGCGCGCCGCUCUGCCCGCGAGGGAGCAGAAGCUCCCGGGCGGCAGCCGGCACCCUCCCGCCCCCACGCUCCCUCCCCGCCCCCCCCCGCUCCAACUGUCACGUGCUCCGGGUGCCGCAAAGCAACGCCGCUUUUGCGACAGGGUGACAGCCAAAUGGUGCGACAUCCGCGGCGGCCGCAGGAGCAGCAGCCGCGGCGGCCGAGCGCUGCCAGGGCCGAGCGCCACGACAGGGCGGGGGAGCGCACGGCGGCACCGCACCGCACCGCGGCCCAGCGCGCGGCGCGACCCCCAUGAGCGGUAG